Molecule: messenger RNA, 1242 nt
Organism: Cyphellophora attinorum
Lineage: Eukaryota; Fungi; Ascomycota; Eurotiomycetes; Chaetothyriales; Cyphellophoraceae
Product: Transcriptional activator protein DAL81
Exons: 1
Coding region: 1-1242 (413 amino acids)
Biological process (GO): DNA-templated transcription
Cellular component (GO): nucleus
Molecular function (GO): DNA binding; zinc ion binding
Source: RefSeq, a predicted model, not a curated record
AUGGACUGGUGGGAUUACGAUCCUGAUCUAUCGGCAAAAGCAAAGCCAGAGAGUACUGUCCUGCUACAGUGUGCUAUCAGGGCUUUCACUUCUGUUGUGAGCCGACCGAAACUAUCGACUGUCCAAGCAGGACUUCUGCUUUUGCAGAGGUCACGAGGCGGCUCGUGGGUCAUGACCGGCCAGGUGCUUGCUGUGGCUGAGGAGCUCGGCCUGCACCUGGAUUGCUCUCUCUGGACCAUUCCCGAGUGGGAGAAGGGCCUGCGCCGAAGAUUGGCUUGGGCAGUGAUAAUGCAGGAUCUCUGGGGGGCUUUCUUAUAUGGGCGUCCCUCACACGUGAGUCUGCAGAACUGGCAGGCGAAUCGUGUGACGCUACAUGACUUUCCUGAGACGGCGGCCGAUCAAGAUGAUAAGGACGGCAGUACAGAGGUCGAGAAAGGCCGCCAACUCUUCAUUCAUCUGGCGGCUCUGACUGAAAUCCUGUCCGAGGUCUUGAAAUUCUGCACACAAGUGGACCUGCAACCAGACAUCCAGCUUGAGGAUGUCCUUCAGCUCGCAAAGCCGCUUGUUAUGCAAAUGCGGGAUUGGAAAGCGAACAUGCCUGCCGGCCUGGACAUUGACGACCUGACACCACGAAAACUCUGCUCGAACGGCUACCUACAUCUUUCAUUCUUCGCUCUCCAGAUUCUCGUACAUCGCCGCAUCGUUAGAUCAAUACAGCCACAUUCGAGUCGAAACGUUGUCAGUCUAUGUCGCGAUGCUGCCAAAGCUCGACUGGACCACGCCGUUGCUUUCAUCGCCCAAUUACGUCCAGAGCACUUACAUGCGUUCUGGUGGUUCGCGGCUGUGGAAAGUGUCGUGCUUAUCGGUACGUUCGCUGCAUCCCUAUGGUCUUCGAGCGCCGUGCCUGAGGAGGCCGACUUGCUUAAGACAAAGCUGGAAGAGUUCAAAUGGGAUCUGAAAAUCCGGUCAAAAGGUGUCAAUUUUGUAACAGCAGCUGUUCAAGAACUGGAUAGAAGUCUUCCUCCCCUGGACAGUAUCAACAAAAGCUACAAAAUUGGCGGCACUAAUUACCCCGAGGAUGGCCAGAGUUCGUAUGCAUCUCCUGGCCUAGGUCAAGAGACGCCCGGUCAAUUCGAGUUUGACUUCGGCGCUUUUGAUGAUGCAUUUACACCUUUCUCCAUUGGCCAAGAAUCCGGGUUUGCAUCGUUCCCAAGCAAAACAUUCUCCAAAGAUGACGGGUGA